Molecule: messenger RNA, 3171 nt
Organism: Kickxella alabastrina
Lineage: Eukaryota; Fungi; Kickxellomycota; Kickxellomycetes; Kickxellales; Kickxellaceae
Product: calcium ATPase transmembrane domain M-containing protein
Exons: 4
Coding region: 1-3171 (1056 amino acids)
Biological process (GO): intracellular potassium ion homeostasis; potassium ion import across plasma membrane; intracellular sodium ion homeostasis
Cellular component (GO): membrane
Molecular function (GO): P-type sodium:potassium-exchanging transporter activity; ATP hydrolysis activity; ATP binding
Source: RefSeq, a predicted model, not a curated record
AUGGAGAUCCAAAUUGUCGACGAGCCUGCAAACGCAACUGCGACCCCAACUGCCAAUUGCAAUAGCCCCGCGCUUAGACUCGAGCGCAAGCUAACUGUCGAGUACCGCACUCUUAGCCAAAACAAGCUUAAUUCAAAUGCUGAUGAGCUGAGCUCGCUGAAGUUCCACCUGGAUACCGUCAACCAAACUCUGGCAAAAUUUGGCACUAGCCCGAUUCAGGGGCUCGAGGACCCAGCAGUCAAGCGCAGGCGCGAGCGCGACGGCCCCAAUACGCUCAGCAGCCCGCCAAACCGCAUUUUCCUGAAGAUUUUUGAAUGGCUGUUUAGUGGCUUUUGCCCCUUGCUCUGGAUUGCAUCUAUAUGUGUGUGGAUUUCGUGGAAACCGCUGGGCAAGCCCUCCAACCCGCAGUACCUUGCUCUUGGUAUUGCAAUUUUUAUUGUCAUUGCACUGCAGGCAUCAUUCAGCGCGUGGCAGGAGUGGACUACGUCUCGAGUGAUGGCGUCAAUUACCAGUAUGCUUCCCACUGAGACUAUGGUCAUUCGCAAUGGCGAACUUGUCAAAAUUGUUGCUGGCGAGCUUGUUCAGGGCGAUAUUGUUCGCGUUCGCGGCGGAGACAAGGUACCUGCUGACCUGCGCCUUAUUGAGGUUACUUGCGAUCUGCGCUUUGACCGGUCAAUGCUAACUGGCGAGUCCGACGCUAUCGUGGCCACGGUCAACUAUACGGAUGAAAACUAUUUGGAGACCCGAAACAUUGCCGUCAUGGGCACGCACAUCACGCAGGCUCUGGCAUUGGCAUUCACCGUCAUGGGCCGCAUUGCACGCAUGACUGCAAGCAAGAAAACUGAGCGGACUCUGCUGCAAAUCGAGAUUACACGCUUUGUUACCAUCGUCGCCAUUCUAUCGCUGCUGAUAGGCGUCACGCUAAUCAUCAUUUGGGCUAGCUUUCCGAAUUUUCUUUUAAUUUCUGACGCACUGGUCAACAGCGCCGGCGUUAUUGUGGCUUUUGUUCCUGAAGGCCUGCCCAUCUGCCUCACGCUCACCCUGACCCUCAUUGCCAAGCGCAUGCAGAAUCAGAAUGUUUUGGUCAAGAACUUGACAACGGUCGAGACGCUCGGGUCAGUCAACGUCAUCUGCUCGGACAAGACUGGGACUCUGACUUGCAACCGCAUGUCUGUUGUCAACGCUGGGUUUCUAGACGCAGUUUUUACGCCCGACGCGCUCAGACAACAGUGUGCCAGCGGCAAAGGCUUUACCGCGGCUCAGCGCCUUUACGAAACGGCCGCCCUUUGCAACAGCGCUUCCUUUGACCCGGCGACAAUCGGCCUGCCCAUUGACGAGCGCAGCAUCAUUGGCGACGCGACUGACUCCUCUAUCCUGCGCUUUGCCGAGAAUAUAUGUCCGGUCAGCCAGCUGUGUGGCGAGUAUUGCAAGUUGUUUGAGGUGCCUUUCAACUCAAAAAACAAGUGGAUGCUCUCACUGCGGCAGAAAGUUGUGGCCAGCAACAGCGUGUCGUUGCCGCAACCGCCGCCACUACUGCUGGUCAAGGGCGCACCCGACGUGCUCCUUCCACGCUGCUCGACUGUUCAGGAUUCCAGCGGCCAGAUUCACCCACUCAACACGGAAAACAUAGAGCGACUGCAAGGUCUGCAGCACCAGUGGUCGGGACUAGGACAGCGGGUACUGAUCCUGUGUCGACGUGAGUUUCCGGACACCAACCCCUUUGCUGGACUCGAGGAUGACCAGGCAGAGCUUGAGCGAGUGGUUUUUAUUCACAACUGCAACCUGUGCGUCGUCGGCCUUGUGAGCAUCGAAGACCCGCCCCGCAAGGAAAUACCGCAUGUUGUUGACACGUGCCGCCGGGCUGGCAUUCGCGUGUUUAUGGUUACUGGUGACUUUGCGCUGACGGCCACAGCCAUUGCUCGCCAGUGUCACAUAAUUACCAACGAUAAAGUGGACACUAUUGAGGACGUGCAUGCUGGAUUGCUAAAGUGUGCGCAGAAUACAUUUGUCAGUGCCGCGAACAAUAUGUUGCAGCUAGAUGAAGACAGUUCGUCGCUGGUGUCAGCAAUCACGCGCCAUGAGGAUAAAGUCAGUAGUCUGGUAUUGUCUGGAAGCGAGUUCAGCAGUUUGCAAAAUGAGCACUGGGACAUCAUCUGCGCUUACGGCGAGAUUGUGUUUGCACGCACAACGCCCGAGCAAAAACUGCGCAUUGUGCAAGAGCUGCGCAGACGCGAGUUUUAUGUUGCAGUGACUGGUGACGGAGUAAACGACUCACCCGCGCUCAGGGCAGCACAUAUCGGCGUGGCUAUGGGCGGUGGCUCAGAGGUAGCCAAGGAGGCCGCCGAUAUGGUGCUUCUGGACAACAACUUUGCCUCUAUUAUUGUCGCUAUUGAGAACGGACGCCUGGUGUUUGAGAAUCUAAAGAAGGUGCUCAUUUAUCUCAUGCCCGCAGGCUCGUUCUCUGAACUUAUUCCGAUGCUUUUAAACAUGCUUCUGGGUGUGCCGCUCCCUCUGUCUGUCAUAUUCAUGAUUAUUAUUUGCAUGUUCACAGACGUCUGGGCCAGCAUCUCGCUGAUGUACGAGUCUUCCGAGUCUGAUAUUAUGCUUCGUGCGCCGCGCAAUCCCAAGAGGGAGCAUCUAGUUGACCUCAAGUUUUUUGGUCAGGCAUUUGGAUUUAUUGGUAUUCUUGAGGCGGUGUCUGCGCACAUAAUUUUCUUUGUGUUCAUGUACUGGCAUGGCGGCUUUACACCUGGGGAUUUGUUUUUGGCAUUUAACAAGUGGACUCUGGGCGAUUUUCACGGCAAGGAUCAGGCCACACUCAACUUGCUGCUUCGCACCGGGCAGUCAAUAUAUUUUUUGACAUUGGUUAUAUUGCAGUGGGGCAAUAUGUUUGCCACUCGCACUCGGCGGCUGAGCGUUUUCCAGCAGAACCCCUUGUGGGGGCCAACUCGCAAUCUCAGGCUUUUGGCCGCCAUUCCUUUUACAUUGGGCGUGGUGUUUUUGUUUUGCUAUGUCGGCUGGUUUAACCGCAUCUUUGGCACGGCGCACAUCCCUUUACCAUUCUUCUUUAUUCCUAUUCCAUUUGCACUCUUUAUCUUGUGCAUGGACGAGCUGCGCAAGCUUGUUGUGCGUACCUGUCCAUCCAGCAUAGUGGCACGAAUUGCCUGGUAG